AUGGGGAGAAAAUUACCAUGGAAGACUUCCUCAACUCCUUCGGGCCCUGAAAGGAAAACUUCAGUGAAGUCGGAGAGUCCACUACCCACACCAUCACGAGCGCUCCAUCCAGGUACACCCUCAGCAUUCCGUAAGAAACCGCGUCGCGAGCGCGUGAUAGAGGCAGAAGGUAUUCCAGACUCAACACUUUCAUCAAAACCGCAAAGAAACCGACAAUAUCAUACAGAUACCACACGCAGUCCUUCAACCUCGCCUCCGCCAGAGCCACCUAAAGAAAGGUCCAUCUCACUCCCAAACUCACACUCAUACCAAACACUGACCAGACUCAGAUUCAUGAGACCAGGCCUCGACCACGAUGACCGAUAUCGUAUAGUGGAAGACGAAUUCGUUAACAUGGCUCACCAAUUCACACUUCACAUUCAUGCUUCUGAAUACAAUCGUUUGAAGAAUUUGGCUAAACACCAAAACGCAGACACAAUCCGUGAGAUUGAAAGGCCUGUAGUCGGCGCGCCAACCCUCCUUACACGACAUCGUCAGGAGGACGUACGCCGCAAUGCCAAACAGCGCAAGCUCUUAGGUAAUGACGCAAAUGAGAAGAAGGACUCCCCUUACGUAGGGUCAAGUCUGCGAGGUCUCAUGGAGAGUCCCAGAAAGGAGCACAAGUGGAUAUCAACAGGUCUAGCUGAUACCGCAGCAACGAGAGCUUCGGCGGGUUUCAAUUCACAGAAGAUUAGCCCGCUACGGUUAAAGCAAGGAUCCAAUUCAUCUUCAGCAAAGAGGAGGCAGAUCUCUUUGGGCGAUGACGAUGAGACCGAUGAUGGAGAUGACUUGGAUCCAACUACGCCCUCACGCACCGCAGCUACAAAGGCAGCACGCACGACGCAUACACCCAGUCCAGCCAUGCCACGAUCAACUCCACGAACAGCAUUUAGUACUCCUCGCACACUGAAAUCAGCUAUGAACACAACUUCAAGGUCGGGCUCUAGCGUUAAGCGACCAACAACAGCACCUGGAGGAAGCGAAGCACGUAAGAUAACCAAAAGCCGCGAUGCUCAAGAACACAUCGAUGAUGACGAUCCUUUUGGGAUCAACAAACGAAGAAUUCAGCGCCAAAAGUCAAGGGAACAGUUCCGCAAAACGGAAGAGAAAACACCCUCUAAAUCCUCACUCGACGAUAUUCCUUCAUUCAUCUGA
Fusarium oxysporum Fo47 is the source of this 1194-nucleotide messenger RNA. RefSeq lists its product as uncharacterized. The record is from RefSeq and is a predicted model, not a curated record. The transcript has a single exon. The coding region runs from base 1 to 1194 and encodes 397 amino acids. Lineage: Eukaryota; Fungi; Ascomycota; Sordariomycetes; Hypocreales; Nectriaceae.